GUAUACACCUGGGGAAGUGGAAUAAACGGUGCAUUAGGUCAUGGAGAAGAUAUUGAUAUACCAUCUCCUAGAGUUGUUGAGGCUUUGUUAGCAUAUAACAUUAAAAGAUUAGCUUGUGGCUUACAUACAGUGUUCGCAUUAAACGCAGAAGAUGGCAAGGUUUAUUCCUGGGGCUUAGGGAAAUAUGGCAUUUUAGGACAAGGAAAUCUACGUAGUAGAUUUGCACCCCUUAAGAUAGCUAGUUUUAAAAGUAGUAACGUCAUCGACAUUUCCUGCCAUGAAUUACAUGCCGCAGCUGUCACAUCUGUGACAAAUACAGGUAGUGUAUAUUCGUUUGGCGAUAACUCAAACUCACAAUUAGGAGUUGGUGAUACUGAGCCGUAUGCCGAGCCUCAAUUAGUCACUGUAUUAAAUGAUGAAAACAUUAUCAAAGUUGCAUGUGGUAAAUAUCAUUCUGCUGCGCUAUCAGCAAAAGGAAAUUUAUUUCUUUGGGGCCUUGGUGACGACGGCCAAUUGGGUCUAGGUAAUUAUAAUCUUUCAACCGAACCCACUAUACUUCAUAUAGGAGAAAAGAAAGCUAAAGUUAUGGAUGUUGCUUGCGGAGAUCUCCAUACAUGCAUACUGACAGUCGGUGGCCUUGUCUACGCCUUCGGUAGUAAUAUUUAUGGACAAAUAGCUGCACCGAGUAUGAAUAAAUUUCACCUUCCUUACCGCAUUAGUUUCAAUACAAGUAAAAGAUUUGUAUCAGUGUCAUGCGGAUCUUUCCAUUCCGCAGCUAUUACAGAAAACGGUAAAUUAUAUGCAUGGGGACUGGAGACCGAUGGAAGAUUAGGCUUGGGGGAUUGUAAACAAAGAUCUUCACCGACGGAAGUGGAAGGAUUUCGUGAUAAGAAGAUAGGUCGUAUAGCCUGUGGUAGUAAACAUACAGCAGCGCUGAUAAUUCUUUCAAGUUCUGCGGACAAAAAGUUCAAAUCUAGUUGGCGAACUACAUAA
Molecule: messenger RNA, 993 nt
Organism: Trichoplax adhaerens
Lineage: Eukaryota; Metazoa; Placozoa; Uniplacotomia; Trichoplacea; Trichoplacidae
Exons: 7
Source: RefSeq, a predicted model, not a curated record